AUGUCCUCCGCUGCUUCAUACCCGAUUGACAAGAUCCGGAACAUUGGCAUCUCUGCGCACAUUGAUUCUGGCAAGACCACCCUAACCGAGCGCAUCCUCUUCUACACUGGCCGCAUCAAGGAGAUGCACGAGGUGAGGGGCAAGGAUGAUGUUGGCGCCACCAUGGACUCCAUGGAGCUGGAAAGGGAGAAGGGCAUCACAAUCGCCUCCGCUGCGACAUACACGCAGUGGAAGGACUGCAACAUCAACAUCAUCGAUACCCCCGGUCACGUCGACUUUACCAUCGAGGUGGAGCGUGCGUUGCGGGUUCUUGAUGGCGCCGUGCUUGUGCUGUGCUCCGUUGGUGGCGUGCAAUCCCAAACCAUCACCGUCGAUCGCCAGAUGAAGCGCUACAACGUGCCUCGCAUUGGCUUCAUCAACAAGUGUGACCGCCCCGGUGCCAACCCUUUCAAAGUCAUCCACCAGAUGAGGACGAAGCUGAAGCACAAUGCCGCUGCUGUGCAGAUACCGAUUGGUCUCGAGAGCGACAUGAAGGGAGUCGUGGACCUCAUCAAGGGCAAGGCAUACUACUUCUCCGGCGUCCAGGGGAACGUGGUUGAGGAGGGCCCGAUCCCCAAAGACCUCAAGGACAUGUACGCAGAGAAGCGGCACGACAUGAUCGCAGCAAUCGCAGAGGUGGAUGAUGACAUUGCAGAGAAGUUUAUCUUGGAGGAGGACCCAUCCGAAGAGGAGAUUGUGACGGCAAUUCGCAAGUCUGUCCUGGAGCGGACGUUUGUUCCGGUCUUCAUCGGCACCGCCCUCAAGAACAUCGGUGUGCAGCCCAUGCUUGAUGGCGUUCUUGAGUACCUUCCGUCCCCAGACCAGGUGUCCAACUAUGCGCUGGAUGUGGACGACGAGUCGACCAAGGUGGACCUUGACUGCAAGGACCCGAGCAAACCGUUUGUCGGGCUGGCCUUCAAACUCGAGCGCGGGCAGUUUGGGCAGCUGACGUAUCUGCGUACGUAUCAAGGCACGCUGCGGCGCGGAGACAACAUCUACAACUCGCGCGACAAGAAGAAGGUGAAGGUGCCCCGACUGGUGCGCAUGCACGCAGACUCCAUGGAGGACGUUAAUGAGGUGCACCCUGGCGAGAUUUGCGCCAUGUUUGGACUGGAGUGCUCUUCCGGUGACACAUUCACCGACGGAACGAAGAAACUCACCAUGGAGUCCAUGUUCAUUCCGGAGCCCGUCAUUUCGCUGUCGAUCAAACCGAAGAACAGCAAAGACCUCGAGGCGUUCAGCAAGGCCAUCAACAGAUUCCAACGACAGGAUCCAACGUUCCGCGUGCAUCUUGAUCCCGAGAGCAAAGAGACCAUCAUCUCCGGCAUGGGCGAACUCCACCUCGAGGUGUACAAGGAGAUUAUGGCACGCGAGUUCAACUGCCCGACGGUGACCGGAAAGCCAAAGGUCGCAUUCCGCGAGACCAUCCAGACUCCAAUGCAGUUCGACUAUCUGCACAAGAAGCAGAGCGGCGGUGCUGGUCAGUACGGUCGCGUCAUGGGCGAGAUCGUGCCCCUCCCAGCCGAGGAGAAUCACAAGCUUGAGUUUGUUGACGAAACCGUUGGCACCAACAUCCCCAAGAGCUACAUCCCCUCCAUCGAGAAGGGCUUCCUCGAGGCGUGCGAGCGGUCGUCGCUGACGGGCCACCCUGCGCAGGGCAUCCGGUUUGUGCUCAAGGACGGCGCGUCCCACCCCGUCGACUCAAGCGACCUCGCAUUCAAGCUUGCAGGCAUCGGCGCCAUGAGACAAGCGUUUGACAAGGCACAGCCCUGUGUCCUGCAGCCUGUCAUGACCGUUGAGAUUAUGGUGCCAGAGGAAUACCAGGGCACUGUGAUUGGCGAUCUGAACAAGCGCAAGGGCACGAUCCUUGACAGCGAGACGGAGGACGGAACAACCACCAUCCGCGCAGAGGUUCCCCUCAACGACAUGUUUGGAUAUAGCACUGAUCUGCGCGCCAACACGCAGGGCAAGGGCGAGUUCACCAUGGAGUACGCACGCCACGAGGUCGUGCCGCCACAGCUGCAAGCGGAGCUGAUGGACAAGUACAAGCAAGAGCAGGAUUCGAGGAAGAAGAAGCGUUUUGUCACCCCGCCCCUUCUCCACCACAUCCUUCUUGCUGUCUUCUUGCUCCUCACCGUGGUUCCAGCGCGGCUGUGUGCUGCUGAAAACGAUGUGUGCGACAGCCUUGAUGGGGCGCCAGUCGUGACGACAGCCUCGCCUGGAGGCGCGGCGUUGGUGUGGAACUCCACGGACGCGUGGAGUGUCGGUCGCGCCCCGUGCACGUGCGAAGCAGCCAUCGUCUCCCACGCCACCACCAUCCAAGAAUCUGUCGAGGCGCGCAUGACCCAGCUGACGCUUUCGCCAGACACGCCGCUUCGCCUCAACCAGGGCGGGCGCCUGGUGCUCUCUCGUGUGCCGCGGGCAGAGCCCUGCCCCGUGAUUGACACCUUUCUCGCCACGGAUCUCACUGCCACGUCGUUCCAGGCCGUGUGGUCGCCCAGCAGUGAGGGCAUUCUGCAGGUCAACGAUGGCGCGCACAGCAUCAAUGUCACCGGCACGGAGUGGAUUGGCGAUGUUGCCCUGGACAACACGCCCUCCACGCGCCUCACACUCGAGGUUGCCAGCGGCACUGGCUCCGAUCGUGUCGUUGCUCGCAAGUCAGCCGUUAUCCAACGCGAAGCACCAGUUGUGUGGACGAGGCGGGAAAAUGGCGAUUGGGAUGACAACGGCAAGUGGGAGGGCAGCAGCGUGCCGUGCACGGAUCAGCACGCACGCAGCACGCUGAUACAAGGCGGGCCGGCGUACGACAUACGCGUGGACAUGAACACGGUGGUGCGGAGCUUCACAUGGCAGCCCGGCUCGUCCCUACGCCUGACGUCUGGCUCAGCGUUUGUCAUCACCCACAACGCCAGCAAGUUUGGCGACAACGUCGGCAACAUGUGUACAGAGAAACUCACGACGCGGUCACCAUCAACAUUCACCACCACCACGACAACCACCACCACAACGACAACUCCCAUAUCCACAACGAUUGCGACAACGACAACGACAACCACCGUUGUCACAACCACGACAACUGCAUCAUCAACAACGACAACAACCCAGCCCAAGAAGCCGCCAAUCCCGCAAACCAUGAGCACGUCCACCUCCGUGCCCGUCACCAUCGCGCCAAGCACAUCAACCUCCAUCAUCCCCAUCGCCGGUGCUGCUGGUGGUGGCGCUGUCAUCAUCAUCGUCCUUCUCCUUUUCUUCCUUGUCAUCCGCCCCCGCCGCCGCCGCCGCCGCCGCAAUGCCGUCGGCAAAUACGACGAGCUUGACAUGAACAACCUUGAUCUCACCGACGCGCCCUUCUCCUCCUACUACGGACCCGUAAAGCUCGCCCAGCACCAGGGUCGUCAGCUGUGGUGCUACACGCUCAGGCCUGGCGCGUCCACACUCCUGCGUGACUGUUUCGAGAAGGACAUUCGUCUGUUCCAGCAACUUGGAAAGCAAACACUACCAGACUCCAUCAUUGGGGCUGCUCUGUGUGACCUGGGUCAGCACCGGUUAUGUGUUCCGGCGCCAACCGUCGCCCUUGAUGAGCGACUGCGCGCAUGCCGUUCAAAGAGCAACGCCGCCCCGGAGGGCAUUUCGCUGGCUGAGCGCGCACGAAUCGGCGUCCAGGUUGCAUCGGCGCUUGUAUGGCUUCACAAGCAUGGCAUUGUCCACUCGUGCACACGAGGUGCUGUCGUUCACCUGAUUGGCGCCGACCCAAACUGGAAGCUGUCUCUGGCGGAGCACGAUGGUGCCGCAAUCGCAGACGCGCACGCGGACGGCGCGUUCCUUCUUCGCUGGUGCGCACCGGAGCUCGUCACCGAUCCCACAGCCAAACACACCCCGGCGUGUGAUGCGUGGUCGUUUGGGAUUUUGCUCUGGGAAAUCUUUUCGCUUGGCGCCACACCCUACAUGAACGAGGAUUUCAAGGUCGCUCUUCGUCGCGGCAACCCGCCCCUCAUGCUGCAACUCAUCCCAUCAGAGCUGUUUGACAUUGUUCAGCGCUGCUGCGUCGUGCCAGCAGCAACGCGCCCGUCGAUGCGGGAGAUUCUUCGCAUGUGCCAGCAGGCCGCAAGCAACGCCAACCCUGUGCCACAGGCGGCGCUGUCCAACGCCUACCUGCCCUUCAUGCCCACGCUUCGUCAGCCGAUGCAAACCAACGUGUACUUGGAGCCGACGGUGCAAGACGCCAUGUACGCCGAUCUGGAGGAAACGCAACUGACGGAGUUACCAGGCGAAAUGACGUACUCGGAUGUCAACGACAUCAACGGAGGGUCGACGAGCAAGCCCGAGAACACGUACGAUGUGGGCAAUGAUACGUCGCAAGACACGGAGCGGUGGGACCCGGCCAACUACGACAUCACCGCCAACGACGAUGACGACGAUGCUGUGUACGCGACGGCACAGACGCCCGCUGGCGGAUUUGAAGUGUACGGCAGCGCAGGCGAUGACGAUGGCACGACCACGGAGGAGGGUAACGUCAACAUCAACAUUGGCAAGAACCCGCGUGGCAACCCUGCGCCAGACCUGUUUGGCGUGUAUGGUUCGCCAAGUGCAGACAGCGACAACGGCGCGACGGCCGCGAUGGAGGCUGAGUCGGACUACGCCACUGCCGAGAUUCCCGGCGGCUUUGAUGUGUAUGGCGGCGCACACGCAUAA
This is a messenger RNA of Salpingoeca rosetta, 4731 nucleotides long. Its product is annotated as serine/threonine protein kinase. The record is from RefSeq and is a predicted model, not a curated record. NCBI's taxonomy places the organism in Eukaryota, Choanoflagellata, Craspedida, Salpingoecidae. Gene Ontology annotation, cellular component: mitochondrion. Bases 1 to 4731 code for a protein of 1576 amino acids. Gene Ontology annotation, molecular function: GTP binding; ATP binding; GTPase activity. The transcript is spliced from 40 exons. Gene Ontology annotation, biological process: protein phosphorylation; mitochondrial translational elongation.